AUACGAAGAUUGACAUCAAAUAAUUACUAUAGCCCCACGGACAGUUGUGAAAUCUUCACAACUGUUUGUUUUUGUAAAUGUAAACAUUAGUUUAAUAUAAAAUGGAUGUUUUGCCAGGUAUUGACUAGAACUUUUGGUUGAAAAUUGCACGAUAAAUGUGUAGAUCCAUUUGAUAUCUAGUUCUAGAGUUGCUAUCAGAUUUCAAGAGAUAUGGAGGGACUAAAUGCAACCAUCAAAAAGGGUCCAGGCCUAUAUGAGUUUCUCGUAGAAGCAGAACUUCAACAUUACCUUAAUAGUUUUAAAAAUACUUUGAAGAUCACUCACCCCUCUCAAAUGAAGUUUACUACAGAGGGAGAUCUUAUGGAUAUAGGUAUGUCCAAACCUGAAAUGCGACGCUUGAGAAAAUAUUAUGACAAACAUUUUCCUCACAAUUACUUAUCGAAAUUUAAAAAGUUGCUUACUCAUCGCAAACAAGAAAAUACAUCUAGCGAUGCUUGUUUGUUGAUGAACUCAGAAUCAGUGUGCUUGUCUAAAAGUCCCAAGGUAUCCAGCAAACAUAUCAUACCAGCUGCAAGUAUAACAAUUAAUAAAGAACUUGGAAUGGGGGAAUUUGGAGUUGUCCAGCAGGGAGUGUGGUGUAAUGAAGGAGAACGCAUUCAAGUUGCAAUAAAGUGUUUAUCAAGGGAUCGCAUGCAGAGUAAUAUGGUGGAAUUUCUGAAAGAAGCAUCCAUUAUGCAUAACAUUGAUCACCCAAAUAUUGUCAGAUUUUUUGGUGUCGUGCUUCCCAAUAUUGAAGGAAGCCUUAUGUUAGUAACUGAGUUGGCUCCUUUAAGGUCUUUAUUGGAAUGCCUAAAGGAGCCUUCACUUAGAAGCAGUUUCCCAGUGUUAACUUUGUGUGAUUUUGCUUAUCAAAUCUGUGAUGGAAUGCAAUACUUGGAAGCCAGUCGCCUUAUCCACAGAGAUCUGGCGGCUCGAAAUAUACUUGUGUUCUCAAAAAACAAAGUGAAAAUCUCCGAUUUCGGUUUGAGUCGCGCUCUAGGUCAGGGGAAAGAUUAUUACCAAACAAAUUUCAACGUGAAUCUAAAACUGCCAAUCGCGUGGUGCGCCCCCGAAUGCAUCAGCUAUCUGCGGUUUACUACAGCUAGCGACGUGUGGGCCUUCGGCGUUACCUUAUGGGAAAUGUUUUCGUACGGCUUCCAGCCGUGGGCCGCAUUAACGGGCCAACAAAUUUUGGAAGCGAUCGACGAGCCAAAUUUUCAGAGGCUGGAACAGCCUGACUGCUGCCCCCUCGACCAUUAUAAUUUAAUGAUGGAUUGUUGGAGACACGAGCCGCCUACUCGACCCAGGUUUGCGGAUAUCGGACCCGUGUUGGCGGAGUGCCGGCCCGAACAAGUCCAAGCGAAAGUUUCCUCUAAUGAGGGACCCCACAUGUUGUCCUUUAGGGUUGGGGAUGUAAUCACUGUUUUGGAUAAAAAGACGCAUACUCCUUUAUGGAAAGGCGCAACGGCCAGCGGAAAAACUGGCGUUUUCGAUCCCGCGAAUGUUGUGGCGUACCUCGGUAGCGAUUUACCUAGCUCGUCGUUUCUGAGGUCCGGUAUGGAUGCGACCAGGUCGUCGGCACGGAGAAAACUGAGAAGUGAGAUGAUCAGCGCCCCCCAAGGCGAUUUCAAGCAUACUGGACACGUGGGCCUGGAUGGGGCGUACUUUGGCGAUCUUAGUUUCUUAGGCGGAUCUAAAGGAAACUACGGAAGCGUUCCUACCCAAGUUGUCGCUCCAUACCGGCCCCAUAAAGACCUAGAAGCGGCUCCCCUUUUGGACAGCGAUCAUGUGCCUGCUCCCGCCCCUUUACAGGAUCAUGAGUAUCAUGAGAUAAGCGAUGAGGAGGAGACUAAUAAUAGUCCUCAUUUGGAUCUCGGUCCUUCGCUUAUGGCCGAAAUGGAGAUGAUGUUCAGCAAUUUAGGAACGCAGAACCACUCCAUGGAUCACGAGGGUUCGAAUCGGAGUAACGAGUUGAGGGAAAAAUUGAACUGCAAGGGAAAGAAACAAGCAACGGUGAAGCCGAUAUCCGCGCACGAUAAGAAGACGCUUGAUACGGCGAUAGCUCUGGCCACUGAGAUCACAACAAGGUCCCUGUCAGCAACUGCCCCCCCAACCCCGGCCUCUCCUGGUAAGAAAAAGUUCCACUUCAAAUUUCCAUCAGUCCACGAGAGUGAUAAACAUUCAGAAAGACGAAAUUUCUCUGAAGAAGCCCUUUCCACUUCGAAUUUGCAAAAAUUUAUGAGUUCGGCUUCGUCCCUCGACGACACGAUCACGAAUCUGCGUCUGCCGUUGUGGGACAAAGCGUCCGCCGAAUUUUGCUUCGCCAAAUCGCGAGAACUGCUCACCCGCCCAUUUCCGUCCGUGCAUCGCGUACCCCCGAACAGUUCGUGUCGCGAUCUCCUUCUGUUCGACGACGACGACGACGUCGCUUACCGACCGCAAUCCCUCGCGGAACGUAGCUUCCGAAAUUUGUCGUACGACGAAGACUAUUACCAUCCUCUUCCCUACAAAAAUAUCGCGAUACCGAAAUCCGAAGGAGUGACCAGAAAAACCUACGCGUCCGAAUGCAGGUUUCAUCGGAACGCCACCAGCCAGAGCUUUAGGUCGACGUACAGACCGUUCCCGGGCAAUCAAACACGAUACGUCGAACAUUCGUACGUUUACUAUAAGAGCGACGCAGUGGACGACGCGCAAAACUAUUUCCCGCGCCCGCGCAAUCUCAGUUACAGCGACGUGCACGACGCUCUGCCCAGGCGGCACAGCCGAAGCGUGCGCGAACGCAAUCGCCGACGUCAAUCGUAUAAUCCGAAAGCGUACGAGUCGAGCUCGAGUUCGAGUGACUGCGUCAGUGUCGGUUCUGUCGAUUUGGAGUGGCGUCGCAAACGGACGCCGAGGUUGUCCGGUUCGAACGCGAGCAUUCGUUCGGAGAUGGUUAAACGGUCGACUAAUCCGUUUCUAAAACCGCAGUUUAGUUUGAAACUGACGGGUCGAUCCCCGCCUCCGAGCAGCAGCGUUUUGAGCGGCUUAAGUCCCACGUCGGCGUCGCGCAAGAAACUGUCAAAUAGCAGCUCGACCGAUUCGAGUUUAUAAAGUGUUUGUUUCUUAUCUGUUUGGAUUUACGCUUGUUCCGGGAUUUCGCCAGGACUAGUUUAGGGCGAGCUAAGUUUUGCGUUUCUCGGAACAUUGAAGGCUUUCAUAGUUAAAAAACGUCAUGAUUUCCUUUAGAACUCCCAAGAAAAGAUACUUCGUUCGUGGUAUUGUGCUGGUCGUCUAAGGUAAAGUUUGUUCAUGGAUAUAAGAAAGUGACUAACUGAUAUGAAUUAAGGAAAGACCCGGGCACGCUGUAAUAAUGAAAUAUGGCCGAACAGGUCCGUACUUUGCUUAGAAUUUAAUUAUUUGGAGUUUUGUUAGGAAAGAUACUAAAUAAUAUUUAUUUAUUUAUGUAUGUAUUUAUGUUUAAAUCUAAAAUAAAAUUACAAAUUAUUUUUAUUACCUACUUAAAUUACUUAAAAUUAUUCACAUAAUAUAUCAGUAUUACUAUCGUUAUCAUCGCCUUUUCUAAUUAUUAUUUGUUCUAUAUUAUUUGCAAUAUGGAUAUACGAUUGUUCUGCUUUUUCUAUAUGUUUAACAGAAUUUGUCCAACUUUGUGGAGGGAUGUUAAAAACUUCUAUUUACUUUUUACUUUCUAUAAGUUUGAGGACAUGUUUGGAACUAGUUUGUUUUUAAACCAACUUGCUUGCUUGCUGGCACCACGUUCAAUGAGAGUCAAAUAAACUUUGUUUAUAACUUCCUUAGUCCCAAUAGAAUAGUGUUUUCCGCAUUUUUGCGGGAGCGUCUCCUGAGAUACACUAGACUCGCACAUAUUUUGCAUAAUUCGCACACGAUUCAACACUGUAUUACACACGAAAUAAGAAUGAUUACUAAUAAACUUAAAAUAAGUAGUAUACCAAACCAAAGAAUGUUAAACAGAGAUAGGUAUAAAAUUAUUUUCUAUUACGGACCACAAUUUUACCGGGAUUUAAAUUCCGAAACUUGAGGUAAUAAUCUUGUUGCAUUGUAUGUUAAUGACCAUCCUUGGAUAAUCCUAUUCAAAAGCAAUUGGCCACUUUCUUAUAUCUAUGAAUACACCAUACUCAAACAAAGCAGCGGCCUUUUCGUCUAAGUUUAAAAGCAAAUCUGCGUUAGACGCAACGACAUUAUAUCUAAAAUAUACCCCUAAUGUUUACGGAGCCAAGGUAUAAUCAUUGCACUGAGGUGGCUUUUACUUGAUGAAAGUGUUCACAUUUUCACAGUUAUUUAAUGAUUUAUGACGGCUGUUUCGGCAACACCCUGCUUCUGCGGGAGGGGAGACGGCUCCGCCUUUUCUAUCUCGUAUAAUCCUGGUCCUAAGAUCAGAAAUAUUAGCAAUUUGUUUACAAGUGCCAAAAACAAUCUUAUGGCCUGUCUGGUGUUGGUGCACUAGUAAUAGAUUUUUAAUUAAUAGUGUAGGGAUAUAAAUUUAAUUUUUAUAUUUGAUCUCCAUAAUAAUUUUUUUUUUGCUUUUUGAUUGAUUACAUAAAAUAUCAAAAGUAUCAUCAAACUUGUGCAUUUCUGAAUUUAGAUGAAUGACGUAGUUAGUUAGAGUCCGAACUUUUGCCAUGAUCCACAUUUCAACUUGUAGACCCGGAUUUUUCAGUUUUUCAAUUUAGUUUUAUUGGUUUUUAAAAAAUUCCCGAUGGCGUAUACAGUUUUAAAAUCAAUCUUCAAUCAAUCAGCCUAAACAGCUGUCAUAAAUAAUUAAAUAACUGCGUAAAUCUGAACAUUUUUUGUUCUAAUUUAAAGGUAUAAUAGAUCACAUCCUAAAUAUGGCGUUUUAUAAAUUUAUUACUUGGUAUACUCAGAAAUACAUAAGUUUUUACUUUCAUUAGUGCAUUAAAAUUGCUUUCUUAGUACACAAAUUAUCAACCUUUAUUUAGUAUUGUGUUUAUGAUUCGUUAUAGUUAUUUUUACCAUAAUCGUCAAGUCGGCGUAUAGAAUUACUGAAAAGAAACUGAACUGUGCUUGAGAACUAUUUACUGACUCAUUAACGAUGAUAGUUUGUUUGUCAUGGAACUUGAAAAAGGAGUAAGGAUGAAACCAUAAUGAUGUAUCAACUUAACAGGGAUUUAUUUAUUUUAUCAUUCCACAAACCCAUUGAGAAGAAUAACAUCACAAAAUACUAUAGAAUUUCACUACAAUUAAUAUUUUACUUAUAUGACUUUAUUUGUGAGCUAAUUUACUGAAUAUUAUUAUUAUACCAAUACGAAGCAAAAUAUUGCUUUAAAUCACUUUACUGGUUAGUAAUUCGCAUCAUAGCAGGCAGCAUUAGCAUUAUAGUAGUGUCCAGGAAAUCCAACGAGGUCUUUUGAACUAAAUGUAUAAAAUGACAUUGGACAAAACUGUAAAGCGGAACAAGCGUAAAUCCCAUUUUUAACGCUAUAAUCUAACCAAAUAUAUACCGUGAUAUAUAUUUAUAUACACAUUUCUACACGUAUUUCUCGAAUGCCUACCGAACGUUUGUAUUCCUUCCUUUUACAAAUAAAACUAGCGCUAUUGUUUUGUUACUUUCAUUUCGACCAAAUAAUUCCUGUUUUUUUCUGUCUUUUUUAAAUCCGUUUUUGUUUUCCCGUUUUCUUUAGUUUUUAAGUUUACU
Messenger RNA from Cylas formicarius (sweet potato weevil), 5710 nucleotides. RefSeq names its product activated Cdc42 kinase-like (gene Ack-like). NCBI's taxonomy places the organism in Eukaryota, Metazoa, Arthropoda, Insecta, Coleoptera, Brentidae. The record is from RefSeq and is a predicted model, not a curated record. Gene Ontology annotation, biological process: protein phosphorylation. The transcript has 8 exons. The coding region runs from base 211 to 3129 and encodes 972 amino acids. Gene Ontology annotation, molecular function: protein binding; ATP binding; protein tyrosine kinase activity.